AUGGCGUCACCCUGGAGAGAUGCACUGAGGAGCAAGGCAGCAAGGGUGAGCGGCCACCGGGCGAGGGACCUGAGCAACCCCCCAGGGGCCAACCCCGGCAGUGGUGAGGACAGGAGGAGCCCAUCGCCCCGGGCCAAGCGAGACAAGGAGUCGUGGCACCAGAAAUCGUGCCACGGGAACUGCGAGCCAGGCGAGCAGGAUGGAGCAGGAGGUGGAAUCGAGGAGAGGGUGAGGAUGAGGCAGAGCCAGCGGCGCAGCCGGCACCGCAGAGCCCGCAUGGAGGGAAAGGAGCCGGCCAGUGCCUUGGGGAGCCGCUCGGCCAGCCAGGAGAUGGGUCUGGAGGAGGCCAGCCCCACAGAGGGGGCUCAGGAUGGGGAUGCGGCCGCAGCAGAGGUGCUGAUUCCAGGGGAGCCAGAGGCGAGCGGGGAGCCUGACAGGACAAAUGGGGUCCCAGCCAGCGAUGCUGAGCUGGUAGGGACAGCCGAGGAGGGGAGCACCCCUCAAGCAGCACCCGAGCCCCCCCGGGGGCAGCCGGGCAGCCUGACGGAGCAGGACUGCAGCAGCCUGGACACCAGUGAGCAAGCGCUGCUGGAAGGCAGCCGCACUGUCAGCCGGAGUGAGCCUGACCUCUCCUCCAUCACUCCCAACACCGAGAAGGCCACGGAGAGCACCACCAUCAUGAUCGAUGUCCACGACUCCGCUGUGGUACAGAUUAGCAACAAGACAGAUGGUGAAGCCAGUCCCUUAAAGGAGGCUGAGAGCAAAGAGGAUGAGGAGGAGGUGGAGAAGAAGAAGCGGAAGAAAGAGAAAAGUGAGACGGGCAAAGCCAUGGUGCCGCACAGCUCCAUGUUCAUCUUCAGCACCACCAACCCGGUGCGGAGGGCUUGCCACUACAUCGUCAACCUGCGCUACUUCGAGAUGUGCAUCCUCCUGGUGAUCGCCGCCAGCAGCAUCGCCCUGGCGGCCGAGGAUCCCGUCCUCACCAACUCAGACCGUAACAAAGUCUUGAGGUAUUUUGAUUACGUCUUCACCGGCGUCUUCACCUUCGAGAUGGUUAUCAAGAUGAUCGAUCAGGGCUUGAUUCUGCAGGAUGGCUCCUACUUCCGAGACCUCUGGAACAUCCUGGAUUUCAUCGUGGUGGUGGGAGCGCUGGUGGCUUUCGCCCUGGCGAAUGCUUUGGGGACCAACAAGGGCCGGGAUAUCAAGACCAUCAAGUCUCUCCGUGUGCUACGGGUCUUGAGGCCUCUGAAAACCAUCAAGCGACUGCCCAAACUGAAGGCUGUCUUCGACUGCGUUGUGACUUCCCUCAAGAACGUCUUCAACAUCCUCAUCGUCUACAAGCUCUUCAUGUUCAUCUUUGCUGUCAUCGCCGUCCAGCUCUUCAAGGGGAAGUUUUUCUACUGCACUGACAGCUCCAAGGACACGGAGAAGGACUGCAUAGGGAACUACGUGGACCAUGAGAAGAACAAGAUGGAGGUGAAGUGCCGGGAAUGGAAACGCCAUGAGUUUCACUAUGACAAUAUCAUCUGGGCUUUGCUCACCCUCUUCACGGUCUCCACUGGCGAGGGUUGGCCCCAGGUGCUGCAGCAUUCAGUGGACGUGACGGAGGAGGACCGCGGGCCCAGCCGCAGCAACCGCAUGGAGAUGUCCAUUUUUUAUGUCGUCUAUUUUGUGGUCUUCCCUUUCUUCUUUGUCAACAUUUUUGUGGCUCUCAUCAUCAUUACAUUCCAAGAGCAAGGAGACAAAAUGAUGGAGGAGUGCAGUCUGGAGAAGAAUGAGAGGGCCUGUAUUGACUUUGCCAUCAGCGCCAAGCCCCUCACGCGGUACAUGCCCCAGAACCGGCACACCUUCCAGUACCGGGUCUGGCACUUUGUGGUCUCCCCAUCAUUCGAGUACACCAUCAUGGCCAUGAUAGCGUUGAACACCGUAGUGCUGAUGAUGAAGUACUACUCUGCUCCAUACACCUAUGAGCUGGCCCUGAAGUACCUGAACAUCGCCUUCACCAUGGUGUUCUCCUUGGAGUGUGUCCUCAAGAUCAUUGCUUUUGGCUUCCUGAAUUAUUUCCGGGACACCUGGAACAUCUUUGACUUCAUCACCGUCAUCGGCAGCAUUACUGAGAUCAUCCUGACGGACACCAAGCUGGUGAACACCAGCAGCUUCAACAUGAGCUUCCUGAAGCUUUUCCGGGCUGCUCGGCUCAUCAAGCUGCUGCGCCAGGGUUACACCAUCCGCAUCCUGCUCUGGACAUUCGUGCAGUCCUUCAAGGCCCUCCCCUAUGUGUGCCUCUUGAUCGCCAUGCUCUUCUUCAUCUACGCCAUCAUCGGGAUGCAGGUUUUUGGCAAUAUCAAACUAGAUGAGGAAAGCCAUAUUAACCGACACAACAACUUCCGCAGCUUCCUGGGAUCCCUCAUGCUCCUCUUCAGGAGUGCCACGGGAGAGGCAUGGCAGGAGAUCAUGCUGUCCUGCCUGGAGGGCAAAGGCUGCGAGCCGGACACAACGGCCACGUCCGGGCAGAAUGAGAAUGAGCGCUGUGGCACUGACCUGGCCUAUGUUUACUUCGUCUCCUUCAUUUUCUUCUGCUCUUUCCUGAUGCUCAACCUGUUCGUGGCGGUCAUCAUGGACAAUUUUGAAUACCUGACUCGGGAUUCCUCCAUCCUGGGACCUCACCAUCUAGAUGAGUUUGUCCGGAUCUGGGCAGAGUAUGACAGAGCAGCAUGUGGCCGAAUCCAUUACACUGAGAUGUAUGAAAUGCUGACUCUUAUGUCCCCACCGCUAGGCCUCGGCAAGAGAUGUCCUUCCAAAGUGGCCUAUAAG
Messenger RNA from Pterocles gutturalis (yellow-throated sandgrouse), 2814 nucleotides. RefSeq names its product voltage-dependent R-type calcium channel subunit alpha-1E-like. Gene Ontology annotation, biological process: chemical synaptic transmission; calcium ion import across plasma membrane. The record is from RefSeq and is a predicted model, not a curated record. Gene Ontology annotation, cellular component: voltage-gated calcium channel complex; membrane; neuronal cell body. NCBI's taxonomy places the organism in Eukaryota, Metazoa, Chordata, Aves, Pterocliformes, Pteroclidae. Gene Ontology annotation, molecular function: calcium ion binding; high voltage-gated calcium channel activity. The transcript has 20 exons. The annotation marks the transcript as partial.